Molecule: messenger RNA, 1688 nt
Organism: Cydia strobilella
Lineage: Eukaryota; Metazoa; Arthropoda; Insecta; Lepidoptera; Tortricidae
Product: mitochondrial intermembrane space import and assembly protein 40
Exons: 5
Coding region: 442-918 (158 amino acids)
Biological process (GO): protein import into mitochondrial intermembrane space
Cellular component (GO): mitochondrial intermembrane space
Molecular function (GO): protein-disulfide reductase activity
Source: RefSeq, a predicted model, not a curated record
ACUAUGACAUUUGUGUAUUCAUAACCUCAAAACGUGUAGUGCGGAUAUCUAAUAUUUUAUUUUGGAGUGAACAUUUAACAGUUUUGUAUCGGAAUUUCACACUGCGCGAGCAGUGAAGUUACCUUCGAGUUUCGAAUGAGUGCACGCUACUUCUACCUGCAGAUUGACGUGAUUGGAGAUAAGGUUGAGCCCCUAGAGGUGCGGCAGACUAUACAGGCAGCCUGCGGGGAAGUGUUUGGAGAGUGUGGUUCUGUGCUGCCUUUGGACGUGCUGACUGUGCAGCGCUCACACACAGGUGGACGUGCGUUAGUGCGAGUCCCGGCGCGUCACCUCGUCCGCGCGCGCGCCGCGCUCCUGCUCGCCGCGCCGACCCUCCGCGUCGCCCGCCAGGCCGCCUCGCUGCAGGCCUUGAUAUAACACACAUCACACUACAGGUCCAUCAUGUCGAUAUCGCGCAUCUCGAGCGGGCCGGGCGGCAAGGACGUGCUGCUGAUCGCGUCCCCGGCCGCGCUCUCAGAGCCCUCGCGCGUCGCGCUGCCCGAGCCCGCGCCCGCCGCCGCCGCCGGCCUCAUCCUGCCCGACGGCUCCAUCAACUGGGGCUGUCCCUGUCUCGGCGGCAUGGCCACCGGGCCCUGCGCGCAGCCCUUCCGGGACGCCUUCUCCUGCUUCCACUACAGCGAGGCGGAGCCGAAGGGCAGCGACUGCUACGAGAAGUUCAGCGAGAUGCAGGCGUGCAUGGGCAACUACCCCGAGCUGUACGGUCGCGACGACGACGAGGACGAGCCGGUCCUGCCCGGGACCGGGACCGCCCCCGGGGGGGACCGGUCGGUCCUGCCCGGGACCGGACCCGCCCCCGGGGAGGACCGGGCGCCCGUCGCCGCCGACGAGCCCGACGCUAAGGAACUCGCCAAGCCCUAACGAGCCACACGACACUACAAUGCUUCUAAAUAUACAGACCUACGUCUAAACAGUUGGCUGAUCAUUCGUAAACAUUGUGACGUGCUAAAGUAUGUCAAGUCAGUUACCUAGAGUCCAUUUGAGCCAAUUCCACCGACUUCGUUGCGACAAACUAUGACAUUGCCAUAAAGACGACAGAUUUUGAUAGGAAUUAGACUCUUAAUAAAUAAUCUCUCCUUUACACUUUGUCGCUUGCCGAGUCGCUGCAGACUUAGCGUAGCGUAUGUAGUAUAGGACACUGUAUACUAGAUAUUGUUUUCAGUACUUCGUUUAUUUACCCGCUCCGUUUAUUUAGUUGAACGACCACGCAACAAUUUUGCUUUUUAAUUAUGUUUUGACGGUUUUGACGUGCGGUUGAGAGGAUUCUAAAUAUUAGAAAUAUAAACAUAAUCCUCGACAGAAAAGUUACCAAUGUGUAUAGUUACGUAUAUAACUGAGAUGUUUCAAAGUUGAAUGCGGAAUGACCAGACACCACCUGACGCGUGACGCGUUGACGCCCGUUCCUUAUGAUAUAGUUGUGGUUCUGUUGUAUUGUAUGUGUAUCACACGGUUACCUCGCCACGGUCGCGGUCGCGCGUGAUCGUGUGACCUGAUGACGGCGAGGACAUGAGACCCACGGUGCGAGUGACCAUAUGCAGUGUCAGUGUCGCGACCGAAGGGUGUCGUUAGUUAAACUAGUUAGUUUAGUUCGUGUUCGCUCGAGGGGAGUGACCAAUAUAUUGUUUUUAAAC